This is a messenger RNA of Epinephelus moara (kelp grouper), 1967 nucleotides long. RefSeq names its product E3 ubiquitin-protein ligase TRIM21-like. The transcript is spliced from 2 exons. Gene Ontology annotation, molecular function: zinc ion binding; protein binding. The coding region runs from base 249 to 1895 and encodes 548 amino acids. NCBI's taxonomy places the organism in Eukaryota, Metazoa, Chordata, Actinopteri, Perciformes, Serranidae. The record is from RefSeq and is a predicted model, not a curated record.
CAAUAACUGUGUAAAUCAGAGGGAGGAAACAAAACCUGACCAACAGAGCUGCAGUGAGAGGCGGAGCAACACUGGAAAGAGGAGAGCUGCAACGUCACACUCCAGAAAUGAAAGUAAAGUUAGUCAGAGUGUGAGCCACGCUGCAGUGGAGACAAGUCUCUGUUUCUCUCUAAAAGAAAAUUCACACUGACUUCAUCAGGUCUUUGUCAACAACACAGCAGAGUCUCUGCCCAACACUGUGUGUAGAUAUGGCUGCUGCAAACUAUCUGCCAUCUGAAGAUCAGUUUCUGUGCUCCAUCUGUCUGGAUGUGUUCACUGAUCCUGUCAGCACACCAUGUGGACACAACUUCUGCAAAAACUGCAUCACUGAACACUGGAAUACUGACGACCAGUGCCUGUGUCCGAUGUGUAAAAAGGUUUUCAACACAAGACCUGAGCUGCAGGUCAACACUUUCAUCUCUGAGAUGGUCACUCAGUUCAGACAGUCAGCUCAACAGAAAGCCAGCAGCAGCAGCUCACAGCAACAAGUGUCCAAACCAGGAGAAGUUCCCUGUGACGUCUGCACUGGAACCAAACUGAAGGCCCUGAAGUCCUGCCUGGUGUGUCUGGUCUCCUACUGUGAGACUCACCUGGAGCCUCAUCUGACAAUGUCAGGCCUGAAAAGACAUCAGCUGAUCGAUCCUGUGGAGAACCUGGAAGACAGGAUGUGUACGAAGCACGAUAAACCUCUGGAGCUGUUCUGUAAGACCGACCACACAUGUGUAUGCAUGCUCUGCACUGUUUUAGACCACAAGACACAUGAUGUUGUUCCUCUGAAAGAAGAAUAUGAAGGAAAAAAGGCUGAGCUGGAGAAGACAGAGGCUGAAAUUCAGCAGAUGAUCCUGAAGAGACAACAGAAGAUUCAGGAGAUCAAACACUCAGUGGAGCUCAGUGAGGAAGAUGCAAACAGAGAGAUAGCAGAAGGUGUUCAGGUCUUCACUGCUCUGAAGGAGUCUGUUGAGAGAGGCCUGAAUGAGCUCAUCAACACCAUUAAAGAGAAGAAGAAAACAACACAGAAACAGGCUGAAGGCUUCAUCAAAGAGCUGGAACAGGAAAUCUCUGAGCUGAAGAAGAGAAGCACUGAGGUGAAGCAGCUCUCACACUCUGAAGACCACCUCCAUCUUGUCCAGAAUGUCCAGUCUCUAAACACCAACCACCCAACACUCACCAAGGACUGGACAGAGGUCAGCGUCCGUCCACCAUCAUAUGAGGGGACUGUGGUGAGAGCUGUGUCUCAGCUGGAGGAGACACUCAGUGAACAGAUGAAGAAGCUAAUUGAGUCUGAGCUGAAGAGGGUCCAGCAGUAUGCAGUGGAUGUGACUCUUGAUCCUGAUACAGCAUAUCCUGAACUUAUACUGUCUGAUGAUGGGAAACAAGUGCAUCAUGGUGAUGUGAAGAAAAAUCUCCCAGACAACCCAGAGAGAUUUUCUUAUUGUACUUGUGUUUUAGCAAAGCAGAGUUUCUCUUCAGGCAGAUUUUACUUUGAGGUUCAAGUUAAAGGAAAGACUGAUUGGGAUGUAGGAGUGGUCAGAGAGUCAAUCAACAGGAAGGGAGACAUCACACUGAGCCCUCAGAAUGGUUACUGGACCAUAUGGUUGAGAGAAGGAAAUGAAUAUGCUGCUCUUACUGACCCUUCAGUCAGUCUCUCUCUGAAGUCUCAGCCUCAGAAGGUGGGGGUGUUUGUGGAUUAUGAGGAGGGUCUGGUCUCCUUUUAUGACGUAGAUGCUGCAGCUCUUAUCUACUCCUUUACUGGCUGCUCCUUCACUGAGAAACUCUUCCCAUACUUCUGUCCUGAUAAUAAUGAUGAUGGUAAAAACUCUGCACCUCUGAUCAUCUCUCCUGUCAGAGUAAAAUAAUCACUUAUUUCAUGUACUGAUUUAUUUCUAUUCAAAGAAACAUGUAUUGUGAAUCCUGUAUAGUUCACAUCU